AUGAACAUGAAACUUUUAAAAAUUAUAGAGCUUUUUUGUCACCAUAGUCUUAUAUUACAUGAAAUUUUGAUUCAAGAAGAUGCAAUAUUUCAAGAUAUGAGCACCUUUAACUUUUGGUUCGCGAUGUCUGAAACAAAAAGUUCUAUCAAAAUGCAUCCGAAACAUGUCGUGGUUGUCAUGCGAGCAGGAUUGCCAAUGAGAUAUCAAAAUUCUUACCGUCUUGAAUCGAAAAAUCCGUUUAAUCGCGAACAAGCUGAAAAAAUUCUAAUUGAAGUUAUGGAAGAUAAUUUUUCAAAAUAUGAUCGGUUUGACGCGAAAACUGAUGUUGAUUUAUGCCAAAAAGUGAGUGAAGAUGUAUUGAAAUUAAUGAAAGAAAAAAGAUUUGACAGGUACAGAAUCAUUGUAAUUGUCACAAUCGUUGAAAAAUUCAUGCAGGGCAUUCAUUAUAAGCAGAAAAAUUUAUGGGAUUCAAGGAAAGAUUGCAGUGUUACUCACGUUUAUAAAGCUGCAAGCUUCACUGCUAUUGGAAAUUGCUACGGGGUUUAUUUGGAAUAA
Molecule: messenger RNA, 555 nt
Organism: Clunio marinus
Lineage: Eukaryota; Metazoa; Arthropoda; Insecta; Diptera; Chironomidae
Source: the annotation of a GenBank genome assembly